Messenger RNA from Leptidea sinapis, 1886 nucleotides. RefSeq names its product bone morphogenetic protein receptor type-1B (gene tkv). Bases 170 to 1624 code for a protein of 484 amino acids. Gene Ontology annotation, cellular component: plasma membrane; signaling receptor complex. The record is from RefSeq and is a predicted model, not a curated record. Lineage: Eukaryota; Metazoa; Arthropoda; Insecta; Lepidoptera; Pieridae. The transcript is spliced from 3 exons. Gene Ontology annotation, molecular function: SMAD binding; transforming growth factor beta receptor activity, type I; ATP binding. Gene Ontology annotation, biological process: protein phosphorylation; BMP signaling pathway; dorsal/ventral pattern formation.
GCGACGCCCAUUCGCGCCGUGUCAACCGCAGUAGACGCACGCGUAUCGGGAUACCAAGCCCUCGUGUACUUUUACGCCGUGUAAAAAUAAAUCGGCGACAGACAUUCUCUCAAGUUUAAAUAUAAAUGUUAUCGCGAACGAGUCGCCAGAAGCGCAUCAGAUUCCCGAUAUGAGAUUGAGUCGGGGCAUAGUGUGCGAGUGUGCCGGGGUGAGUGCGUGCCCGGACGGCGCGGCCAACGGCACGUGCAGCACGCAGCCCGGCGGGUACUGCUUCGUGAGCGUCGAGGAGGUGCUGGAUGACGCCGGCCUGCUGGUGCUGGAGCGCACGGCCGGCUGUCUGCCGCCCGACGAGUCCGGCUUCAUGCAGUGUAAGAGCUCACAAGUGCCACAUCAACACCCGAAAGUUAUCGAGUGCUGCGAGAAGGACCUGUGCAACCGGCGCCUGUACCCGCAGCUCGCGGAGCCCCCGCCCGACGUGACGGAAGCCCCGAGCCUGCGCCCCACCGCUCCCGCCAGCCCCACCAUCCUCGUCGCCGCGGCGCUCUGCGUGGCGCUGGUAGCCUUCCUCGCCGCCUUCUGGCUUCUGCUCAGGAAACGAAAACGCGGCUGCAAAAGGCCGCCAUCUCCCCCUGCACCCUCACAUCUCGCAGAAAUCUCCUCCGGUUCCGGAUCCGGUCUGCCCCUGCUCGUCCAGAGAACCGUCGCCAAACAGAUCCAGAUGGUCGAGUCCAUCGGCAAAGGACGGUAUGGCGAAGUUUGGCUCGCGAAGUGGCGAGGCGAGAAGGUCGCCGUCAAAGUGUUCUUCACGACGGAAGAAGCCUCCUGGUUCAGGGAGACAGAGAUCUAUCAGACUGUUCUCAUGCGACAUGAAAACAUUUUGGGUUUCAUCGCUGCUGAUAUAAAAGGCACUGGAUCUUGGACGCAGAUGCUCCUUAUUACAGAUUACCACGAGAACGGAUCGUUGCACGACUAUUUGCAGACAGUCGUGCUCGACACUCACGGACUGAUGAUCAUGGCUUACUCGAUUGUGAGCGGACUGGCCCAUUUGCACAUGGACAUAUUUGGCACAAAAGGGAAGCCUGCAAUAGCGCAUCGCGACAUUAAAAGCAAGAACAUUCUCGUGAAAAAGAACGGCCAGUGUGCAAUCGCAGACUUCGGUCUGGCGGUGCGUUUCGUCGCAGAAAGAAACGAGGUAGAUAUAGCGCCGAACACACGAGUUGGAACGAGACGGUACAUGGCUCCGGAAGUGCUCGACGAGAAACUAGACGUGACGAACUUCGAAGCUUUCAAGAUGGCGGAUAUGUAUUCACUAGGGUUGGUUCUUUGGGAGAUGUGUCGGCGGUGUGCGACCGGAGACAAGGCGCAGUAUGUGGAGUCGUACGCCCUGCCUUACAACGAAUAUGUACCGUCAGAUCCGUCGUUCGAGGACAUGCACGCGGUGGUGGUGGCCAAGGGUGUCCGGCCGCCCAUUCCCGCGCGCUGGAUCUCCGCUGAGCCGCUGUCCACCCUCGUGAACGUGAUGUCGGAGUGCUGGCACGCCAACCCGCCCGUGCGGCUCACGGCGCUGCGAGUCAAGAAGACCCUGGCCAAAUACAACACGGAAACGACCAUCAAACUCGUGUGACAAGCGCCUCCCCCCUCCCCUACGUGUACAUACAUCUGUGGUUCCUGUACAUAAUAGUUUGCUAGCCCCGUAAGCGUAGCGUUUCUAAGUUCCUCGAUUAUUUAUUUCCAUAAUUCGUUGUCCUCCCCAUCGACGUUUCGACCACCGCGUACAAAAUCUCAGUAUUGCUAAGUUUCUAGUGACUAUUUACCAGUGAACAGAUUGCCAGAUUCACGGAAUCUCCCCGUUUUAUUGAACAAUUGUAAUUAUUUUAGUUUUGUUG